Molecule: messenger RNA, 1501 nt
Organism: Oncorhynchus tshawytscha (Chinook salmon)
Lineage: Eukaryota; Metazoa; Chordata; Actinopteri; Salmoniformes; Salmonidae
Exons: 1
Coding region: 210-1187 (325 amino acids)
Biological process (GO): G protein-coupled receptor signaling pathway; sensory perception of taste
Cellular component (GO): membrane
Molecular function (GO): G protein-coupled receptor activity
Source: RefSeq, a predicted model, not a curated record
AACCUCCUGGCUAUGUGUUGGUCUGAUUCAAAUGAAGAAAACCCUUGACUGUCUGUGUUAAGUGAAGAAUUUGAAAGUAAAUGUCAUAUUAAAAAAGCUUGCAAAAUAUGGUAUUGAAACAUUCGAGCACUACCUCCCCCUCAACCUCAAACACACCUUAAAACACCUCAAAUUAGCUGGUGGACGUUGUUUAAAGAACCAACAGCACCAUGCAAGGAGCUAAUAAGGUGACUAUCUGGGUCAUAACUGGCCUGAUGGCCGUCCUCACCAUGUUCUUCAACCUGUUCAUCUUCCUGAUGAGCCUGAAGAGCUAUAAGCAGAACAAACACUGGACCCCCUGUGAAACCAUCAUCACAGCCCUGUCCUUGGCCAAUGGAGCUCACCAGCUGCUCUGCUAUCUCUGGAUGACCAUGACCGAAAUAGACAAAGACUGCCGACUGGAAGAGCUGUUCUACUCCUUAAUGAUAUUGACAGUGUUCAGCCUCAAGUUCACUAUCAUGUGGACCACCUCCUUCCUGACCUUCUACUACAGCACCAAGCUAGUGAUCGAGCCCAUCCACUGCUACACCAAGAUCCAGGAGGCCAUCCUGAAGCACGUCACCACGGUGGUCCUGGUCAUCCCUAUGUGUGGUCUCAGCACGUGUCUGCCCAUGCUGACUGUCCUCGUCCCUGAGAACAAUACAUCGGAAAACAAGGACUGCGGUUCCAUCAUGCCUAAUGACACCCCUGGCAUGAUCUAUAACACUGUUUAUCUAGUCCUCUCUAAUAUCCUACCAGGAGUUCUGAUGGUAAAGUGUUGCAUAUCCAUCUCUGUUCACCUGGGCAUCCAUCUCCAGCACAUGAAGGCCAGUACCAAUGGUUCCCACGCACCCAAGCUGGGCACUGAGAUGCGGGUGAUACGCAUGACCCUCGCCCUGGUGGUUGUUUUCCUCUGUUUCAUGGUGGUUGAUCUAUAUGCGUACUAUCAGGUGACGGUGAAGAAAGAGAAUGCUAUUCUGCUCUCUUUUCUCUUCACCUCCAUCUAUACCACUUUCAGUGCCUUGGUUCUUAUCUACGGUAAGAAGACAUUCUGGAAGGUUCUCCUCCACUCUUACAAUGUCGGCCUGGAUGAGUUUCCCUGUCUGUCCUGCCUAAAGGUGCCAGAGACCAAAUGCAAACCCAGCUCUGCUCACACAGUCAAACACUGAGUCAGACCAGGGUAGCCACAAUGGCCUUGGGUACAUUAAUUUAACAUGUUGCGGUGAACAUUCUGGCACAAAAAUGGUCACCGUGCAUCACCCAGGUGGGUGACCCACAUUGGUGGUGAUGAGGUGAGUUUCCCCCUGCUAUGUAAAGCAUUUUGAGUAUCUCUGUUAGAAGAAAAGCACUAUAUAAAUCCAAUUAAUUAUUUGCAUGAAUAUGUUUGGAUAGUAUGGAUUUAGAGUCAUCUUAUUGUCUGACCACUUAACUUCAUCAUUAGGUUCAAUGUGUGGCUUGUUUUUCCAUGCAUAUACCUAUAUUA